This is a messenger RNA of Microtus ochrogaster (prairie vole), 729 nucleotides long. It is a transcript of the gene Lcn8, whose product is annotated as lipocalin 8. Gene Ontology annotation, molecular function: small molecule binding. The coding region runs from base 1 to 729 and encodes 242 amino acids. The transcript has 8 exons. Lineage: Eukaryota; Metazoa; Chordata; Mammalia; Rodentia; Cricetidae. The record is from RefSeq and is a predicted model, not a curated record.
AUGGAAGCCAGGCUGCUGAGGACCGUCUGGGGACUCUUCCUGCUGUACCUGCUGCAGGCAGAGUCUGCAAGUAGUGUGGACUUAGUGCCAGAGAAGAUUGCAGGGUUCUGGAAGGAAGUGGCUGUGACUUCUGAGCAGAACCUGGUGCUGAAGACUCAGAGGAGGGUAGAGGGCUUGUUCCUCACCUUCAGUGGAAGGAACAUCACUGUGAAGGCUGUGUACAACAGCUCAGGAAGCUGCAUGACAGAAACAUCAGUGGGUUCAGGAAGAGACACUGUUGGGGAAUUUGCUUUUCCUGGCCAAAGGAAGAUCUAUGUGCUGGACACGGACUAUGAACACUACACCAUCCUCAAGUUGUCACUGCUCUGGCAGGGUAGAAACUUCCAUGUACUCAAGUACUUCACUCGGAGCCUUGAGACUGAGGAUGAGCCAGGCUUCUGGAGGUUUCGGGAAAUGACAGCCGACCAAGGCCUUUACAUGCUGACCCGACAUGGGAGGUGUGCUGAGCUCCUGAGAGAGCUGGUGAGAUGGCGUUCAGCUCUGUUGGAUAUCUUGGGGUUUCCUGUGUCUAACACCAUCCGAAUCCACUACCUACACAACCUCACUGUCACAGCCCACACCCCAGAGGUUGACACUAUAACCCACUUUGCAGAUAGAGACUCCCAGGCUCAGGGAACCAGUGCUUUGCCAAAAUCAGGCAACAGGGGUGCCAGGGACUGGUCUGAAUAG